AUGGCCCCCAUUGGAGUAGCUAUCGUUGGCGGCGGUAUUUUUGCCAAGGAGCAGCAUUUGCCUGCGGUCGAGGCAGCCGACCAACUAACGCUGAAGGCUAUCUACUCACGCUCCCGCAAAUCAGCCGAGGACACGGCAAGCCGCGUUACCAAGUCCGGAGCCGCCCCUGAUCUGUACUCGGACGACUCGGGCGCCGGUAAGUCCUUCAAGGACCUCCUUGCCCGCGACGAUAUCCAGGCCCUCAUCCUGGCGUUACCUAUUCCCAACCAGCCCGAGUAUAUCGAGCAGGCGCUCGCCGCCGGAAAGCAUGUUCUGGCAGAGAAGCCCGUCGCCGCCGACGUCGCCCGCGCCCAGAAGCUCAUCGAGUACUACAAGAAGGUGUCUGCGGACAAGGGCGUAACCUUCGCCGUCGCCGAGAACUACCGUUUCCAGCCGCGCUACACCACAGCCCGGGACGAGGUGCAGAAGCUGGGCAAGGUCAUCGGCUUCAACGUCAGGGUCUUCUUCUUCGUCAAGCUGGGCGGUAAGUACAUUGAGACGGCAUGGCGCAAGAAGCCCGAGUAUCAGGGCGGUUUCCUCCUCGACGGCGGCGUCCACUUCGCCGCCGCCCUGCGCUUACUCCUCGGGCGCGACGCCGCCCCGGACUCGGUGUCGGCCUUCUCAGACUUGACCCGAGAGCACCUACCACCCAUCGACACCAUCAACGCCGUCGUCAAGACCAAGUCGGGUGCCUCGGGCUCCUUCGCCGUCUCCGUCGGCUCAUCUUUGAGCGCCUUUGACUUCCAGGUAGCAUGCGAGAAGGGCAGCGUCACCGUGUCGAGCCGCGACGUUAUUGUCACACCCUUGGAUGGCGAGGCACGUACAACGUCGUUUGAGGAGACGAAUGGUGUCAAGGAGGAGGUCAAGGCAUGGGCCGAAGCCCUGGUCUCGGGCAAGCCGAACCCGCUCCAGUCGCCGGAGGAGGCGCUGGCAGAUCUGGAGUUCCUGGAGAAGAUAUUCAAGAGUGGUGAACAGGAUGGAGCCCGUCUCAAGUUGGAGUUGCAGCAGUAA
Molecule: messenger RNA, 1050 nt
Organism: Colletotrichum karsti
Lineage: Eukaryota; Fungi; Ascomycota; Sordariomycetes; Glomerellales; Glomerellaceae
Product: oxidoreductase nad-binding rossmann fold protein
Exons: 2
Coding region: 1-1050 (349 amino acids)
Biological process (GO): NADPH regeneration
Cellular component (GO): cytoplasm
Molecular function (GO): oxidoreductase activity; nucleotide binding
Source: RefSeq, a predicted model, not a curated record